This is a messenger RNA of Mesoplodon densirostris (Blainville's beaked whale), 7023 nucleotides long. RefSeq names its product TRAF2 and NCK interacting kinase (gene TNIK). Gene Ontology annotation, molecular function: ATP binding; protein kinase activity. The transcript is spliced from 32 exons. Lineage: Eukaryota; Metazoa; Chordata; Mammalia; Artiodactyla; Ziphiidae. The record is from RefSeq and is a predicted model, not a curated record. Bases 364 to 4359 code for a protein of 1331 amino acids. Gene Ontology annotation, biological process: protein phosphorylation.
GAGGAGUUGAUGUGUCUCAUUAUAACAGCCAAUGCAGCCGCCAUCCACGCACAAGCAAAGAAGCAUGUCCCAUUUAAAUACACCCACGCAGCCCCAGCGCCCUUAGCUGCUCAGGGCGCGCAGCCCACACGCACCGCGACUCCGGGCUUGGAGAUCCGCGCAGCCUGGGCUCCCGGAGCCGGCGGACUGACGCGCGGAGGAUCGCGAUCAGGCGCUGUGGGGCCGGGGUGGGCGGGGGAGGCUGGGCCCCGGGCCUCUGGCGCGACACCCGCAUGAGGACGCGAGUGAAGUAGACCGAGGUGGAAUUUUCAACGGGGAAUCUUCGGGGUGGUUUUGGUCCAUUUCUCCCGCGAAGAAGUCGACAUGGCGAGCGACUCUCCGGCUCGCAGCCUGGAUGAAAUCGAUCUCUCGGCUUUGAGGGACCCUGCAGGGAUCUUUGAAUUGGUGGAACUUGUUGGCAAUGGAACAUACGGACAAGUGUAUAAAGGUCGUCAUGUCAAAACGGGCCAACUUGCAGCCAUCAAGGUUAUGGAUGUCACAGGGGAUGAAGAGGAAGAAAUCAAACAAGAAAUUAACAUGUUGAAGAAAUAUUCUCAUCACCGGAAUAUUGCUACAUACUAUGGUGCUUUUAUCAAAAAGAACCCACCAGGCAUGGAUGACCAACUUUGGUUGGUGAUGGAGUUUUGUGGUGCUGGCUCUGUCACUGACCUGAUCAAGAACACGAAAGGUAACACGUUGAAGGAAGAGUGGAUCGCGUACAUCUGCAGGGAGAUCUUACGAGGGCUGAGUCACCUGCACCAGCAUAAAGUGAUUCAUCGAGAUAUUAAAGGGCAAAAUGUCUUGCUGACUGAAAAUGCAGAAGUUAAACUAGUGGACUUUGGAGUCAGUGCCCAGCUCGAUCGAACAGUGGGCAGGAGGAAUACCUUCAUCGGGACGCCCUACUGGAUGGCUCCAGAAGUUAUUGCCUGUGAUGAAAACCCAGAUGCCACAUAUGAUUUCAAGAGUGACUUGUGGUCUUUGGGAAUCACCGCCAUCGAGAUGGCAGAAGGUGCUCCCCCUCUGUGUGACAUGCACCCCAUGAGAGCCCUCUUUCUCAUCCCCCGGAACCCAGCGCCUCGGCUGAAGUCUAAGAAGUGGUCAAAAAAAUUCCAGUCCUUUAUUGAGAGCUGUUUGGUAAAGAAUCACAGCCAGCGACCAGCAACAGAACAACUGAUGAAGCAUCCAUUUAUACGAGACCAACCUAAUGAACGACAGGUCCGCAUUCAGCUCAAGGACCAUAUUGAUAGAACAAAGAAGAAGCGAGGAGAGAAAGAUGAGACGGAGUAUGAGUACAGCGGGAGUGAGGAAGAAGAGGAGGAGAAUGACUCAGGAGAGCCCAGCUCCAUUCUGAACCUGCCUGGUGAGUCGACGCUGCGGCGGGACUUUCUGAGGCUCCAGCUGGCCAACAAGGAGCGGUCUGAGGCCCUGCGGCGGCAGCAGCUGGAGCAGCAGCAGCGGGAGAACGAGGAGCACAAGCGGCAGCUGCUGGCCGAGCGCCAGAAGCGCAUCGAGGAGCAGAAAGAGCAGCGCCGGCGGCUGGAGGAGCAACAGAGGCGAGAGAAGGAGCUGCGGAAGCAGCAGGAGAGGGAGCAGCGGCGUCACUACGAGGAACAGAUGCGCCGGGAGGAGGAGCGGAGACGCGCAGAGCAUGAGCAGGAAUAUAAGCGUAAACAGUUGGAAGAACAGAGACAAGCAGAAAGACUACAGAGACAGCUAAAGCAAGAGAGAGACUACUUGGUUUCCCUUCAGCAUCAGCGGCAGGAGCAGAGGCCUGUGGAGAAGAAGCCACUGUACCAUUACAAAGAAGGGAUGAGUCCUAGUGAGAAACCAGCGUGGGCCAAGGAGGUAGAAGAACGGUCAAGGCUCAACCGGCAGAGUUCACCUGCCAUGCCUCACAAGGUUGCCAACAGGAUAUCAGACCCCAACCUGCCCCCACGGUCAGAGUCCUUCAGCAUCAGUGGGGUUCAGCCUGCUCGGACACCCCCCAUGCUCAGACCAGUAGAUCCCCAGAUCCCACAUCUGGUAGCUGUGAAAUCCCAGGGACCUGCCUUGACCGCCUCCCAGUCGGUGCACGAGCAGCCCACGAAGGGCCUCUCUGGGUUUCAGGAGGCUCUGAACGUGAGCUCUCACCGUGUGGAGAUGCCACGCCAGAACUCGGAUCCCACCUCUGAAACCCCACCUCUCCCCACUCGCAUUGAGAAGUUUGACCGAAGCUCUUGGUUACGACAGGAAGAAGACAUUCCACCAAAGGUGCCUCAAAGAACAACUUCUAUAUCCCCAGCAUUAGCGAGAAAGAAUUCUCCUGGAAAUGGUAGUGCUCUGGGACCCAGACUAGGAUCUCAACCCAUCAGAGCAAGCAACCCUGACCUCCGGAGAACUGAGCCCGUCGUGGAGAGCCCCUUGCAGAGGACCAGCAGUGGCAGUUCCUCCAGCUCCAGUACCCCUAGCUCCCAGCCCAGCUCCCAAGGAGGCUCUCAGCCUGGGUCACAAGCAGGAUCCAGCGAACGGACCAGGGUUCGAGCCAACAGUAAGUCGGAAGGAUCACCUGUGCUCCCCCAUGAGCCUUCCAAGGUGAAACCUGAAGAAUCCAGGGAAAUUACCCGACCUAGUCGACCGGCUAGCUAUAAGAAAGCUAUAGAUGAGGAUCUGACCGCAUUAGCCAAAGAAUUAAGAGAACUCCGGAUUGAAGAAACAAACCGCCCACUGAAGAAAGUGACAGAUUACUCCUCCUCGAGUGAGGAGUCGGAAAGCAGUGAUGAAGAGGAGGAAGAUGGAGAGAGCGAGACCCAGGACGGGACGGUGGCUGUCAGCGACAUACCCAGACUGAUACCCACAGGAGCCCCCGGGAGCGCUGAGCAGUACAAUGUGGGAAUGGUCGGCAUGCAGGGGCUGGAGACCUCUCACGCAGACACUUUCAGCAGCAGUAUUUCAAGAGAAGGGACCUUGAUGAUAAGAGAAACAUCUGGAGAGAAGAAGCGAUCUGGCCACAGGGACAGCAAUGGCUUCGCCGGCCACAUCAACCUCCCGGACCUGGUGCAGCAGAGCCAUUCCCCUGCGGGAACCCCCACUGAGGGCCUGGGGCGCGUCUCCACUCACCCCCAGGAGAUGGACUCUGGGACUGAAUAUGGCAUGGGGAGCAGCACCAAAGCCUCCUUCACCCCCUUUGUGGACCCCAGAGUGUACCAGACGUCUCCCACUGAUGAAGAUGAAGAGGAUGAGGAAUCAUCAGCUGCCGCUCUGUUUACUAGCGAACUUCUUAGGCAAGAACAGGCCAAACUAAAUGAAGCAAGAAAGAUUUCAGUGGUAAACGUAAACCCAACCAACAUUCGGCCUCAUAGCGACACACCAGAAAUCAGAAAAUACAAGAAGCGAUUCAACUCAGAAAUACUUUGUGCAGCUCUGUGGGGUGUAAACCUCCUGGUGGGAACUGAAAAUGGCCUGAUGCUUUUGGACCGAAGCGGGCAAGGCAAAGUUUAUAAUCUGAUCAACCGGAGGCGAUUUCAGCAGAUGGAUGUGCUAGAGGGACUGAAUGUCCUCGUGACGAUAUCAGGAAAGAAGAAUAAGCUACGAGUUUACUAUCUUUCAUGGUUAAGAAACAGAAUAUUACACAAUGACCCAGAAGUAGAAAAGAAACAAGGCUGGAUCACUGUUGGGGACUUGGAAGGCUGUAUACAUUACAAAGUUGUCAAAUAUGAAAGGAUCAAAUUCUUGGUGAUUGCCUUAAAGAAUGCUGUGGAGAUAUAUGCUUGGGCUCCUAAACCAUAUCAUAAGUUCAUGGCAUUUAAGUCUUUUGCAGAUCUCCAGCACAAGCCACUGCUUGUUGAUCUCACAGUAGAAGAAGGUCAAAGAUUAAAGGUUAUUUUUGGUUCACACACUGGUUUCCAUGUAAUUGAUGUUGAUUCAGGAAACUCUUAUGAUAUCUACAUACCAUCUCAUAUUCAGGGCAAUAUUACUCCUCAUGCCAUUGUCAUCUUGCCUAAAACAGAUGGAAUGGAAAUGCUUGUUUGCUAUGAGGAUGAGGGGGUGUAUGUAAACACCUACGGCCGGAUAACUAAGGAUGUGGUGCUCCAAUGGGGAGAAAUGCCCACGUCUGUGGCCUACAUUCAUUCCAAUCAGAUAAUGGGCUGGGGCGAGAAAGCUAUUGAGAUCCGGUCAGUGGAAACAGGACAUUUGGAUGGAGUAUUUAUGCAUAAGCGAGCUCAAAGGUUAAAGUUUCUAUGUGAAAGAAAUGAUAAGGUAUUUUUUGCAUCCGUGCGAUCUGGAGGAAGUAGCCAAGUGUUUUUCAUGACCCUCAACAGAAAUUCCAUGAUGAACUGGUAACAGAAGAGCACUUGGCACUUAUCUUCAUGGCGUUAUUUCUAAUUUAAAAGAACAUAACUCAUGUGGACUUAUGCCAGUCUAGAGGCAGAAUCAGAAGGCUUGGUUGACCAUACCACUUUACCCUUUUCCUCUCCCUCCACCCGUCCCGGUACAGUCCAUCUUUCAAUGUUGCAGCCUGGUUGAGAAGGAGAGAAAAAGGUGGCAGGAAUUUCCCGGAGAUCCCCAAGAAUGCUGCGUUGUCUGUGGACAAAGAUGGACCAUGUGCUCUUCGGAGUUAGGGAUAGAAACAAAUAUUGUGUGCUCUUAUGAUUAAGCUGUGUUCUGCUGGGUUUUUGAGGGUUUUUUUUGUUGUUGUUUUUUUACCUUUUUUCUUUGCCCCUUUACUUUGUAAGAAUGGGGAAAGAAUGCAUACUGAGAAAAUGUCUGUUUUUAAUUCUGUCUGCCUGCUAGCUUUAAGUAUACAAUGUGUUGUAAAAUUUCCAAUUUCGAAUGGUGAGAGACAGCACAAUAAAUGUACCUUAUCUCUUUACACUGAAGGCCAUAACUACAUAGUGGGGUAAUUGUAGAACUCUUUUGCCUUCACGAACCCAAAAGGUUGCUUUUUGAUAGCAACUGCUAAUGGAUUUUUAAAAGAGAAGAAAAAUACUAGUUUUCCCCUCUUACGGGAAAUAGAUUUUAAAUGGCUAAACUACUAGCCUUAGACUAAUAAAAUCAACUACCAUUUUUGUGAGUCUGGCAGGCCCUAUUUUAUAUGGCCCUGUACAGAACAGAGUGUGUUGAAUGGGAUAGUAGUGCCAUUGAGUUGAGUUGGCUCUAGUGAAUGAGGGACUCUAUAAUACAACAUUGCCUCAGUGAUUAUGCAACAGAUCAGGGCAAAAGAUGGGAUGACAGAGGGGGUCAGACAGAAAGAGCUUCUGGAAACAAGCUAAAAAUGUAUAUAGACACACACACACACACACUUUUUUUUUUUUCCAAAUGCACAAAACUUCCCAGCUAAGAGGUCACUCUGUUCAGGCUUCAUUAGGAGUUAAGACUUUGUUCUUUCUGGGAAUUGGAGGAUAAAUAAGAUCCAAGCUCUGGUCGUUCCCAGCUUUCUCCUGAGGGUGCCACUUUCCCAAGAUGAAAACUGUGGCUGAAAAAAUAAUAAUAAUAAAUGUUUCUGAGCUGCCUGUGUUCUCUCUGGGUUGGUGAGAGAAGGGACUAGACUACUAAGCCUGCCUGAGACCCAGUGGGCAUCAUCGGUUCAGAUGUUAUAGAACUUGAAAGCAAGGCUUUGGCCAAAAUUCUGAGACCCUAAUCAUUUUACCUUCCUCCAAAUUACCCAACAUACGGUAAACAACAUUUGUGCAGAAUAUGUAUGUAUUUCGUUCAGGUUGACUUAUGUCCUUAUAGACUUUUACGCGGAUGAUUUGAACUUUUACGUGACUGUCUGGGAUUUUUUUUUCCAAAGCUACCAGCAUGGCCGCCUGUGGUAUCAAGGUGUUGCAAAACGAUAUCUGUGUUGCGCUUCCUGUUUUAACCUACCUCGUUUCGUUUGUUUUGUUUCACUGUUCAUCACAGCAGUGUUAUCUCCAGGAGACAUAUAGAGAGCUCAACUGGCAAUCUCGGGUGCACUUAAUAUUUUAAAAUAAAACAGUAGUUGACCAAAUUGUUCUUCUUGAAAAAUUGGAAAAAAAAAAUCCAACAACAAAACUAAUGUGGCUUGUUUCUGGAGAAAACAAUUACUCUAAACAGAUCAAAAAACAAAAAAUCUAUGAUCCUACUGAUUUUGCCUAAAUACAUGAGCAGCUGAUGUACUAUUAAUGAGAACGAAAUACACAUUAGGAAAACGGCGCCAUUUCAAUCUGGUGGCUUGGGCAAGAGGGGGACAGGGAAGGGGAAAUAUUCUAGUUCUGUUAUAGAUGAUUCUGCCCCUCCUGUAAAGGUGGUUGUCAUUUGCAUUUAUUUUAAGCAGGUAACACAGGUAUGGAAUUGAGGAUUAUCUUCAGGCGAUCACCAAGAUGUCCUCAUUGUGGUCCCUUUAGUGCUCAAAAGCAAUGCUAUCCUCCCGUUCUCAUUUUUACUGCUAAGGUUCUGCUGCUGGACAAUAUUAGCUUCACAAAUUCCGUGCAACAAAUUCAGCAAUAACGUUUUGGAUUGAAUUUAGCAACUACUGUAAUUGGAUGCUGACGUGGACAAGAUAUAUUGAUUUGGGGCUCAUCCCCGCAUGUGAUUGCCACCAGCUCUUUAUAUUGCUGCUGUGGUAUUUUAAACCAGAAGCUUCUUUAAAUUAUGUUGCAAACUGAUCUUUGUUUUUAUGUUUUGUUUUGUUUUUAUUUCUAAGUGGUAAGUUCGAAACACACAGCUUUAAAUGAUUUUUUUAUUGUGGGAUUUGGGGUACAGUUAAGAAAUAAAAGGGAAUCAUUGUGUUUAAACAUAAGGUAGUUUGUGAAUGUAUUUUUUAAAGCCUAGAUUCAUUGAAACAAAAAAUCAUAAGAGAACAAUAUUAAUGCAGUCUUGUUUACAGUAUGUACAGUGACAUAACAUAGAACAUGAGCUUUUCUGGUGCCAACAACAAUAAAACACAGACGUUAAACAUCAAGCCAUGCCUUUUAUAUUUUUGUACAAAUAUCUUACACAGAGUACAAGGCAAAACCAAAUUUAAAAAGGGCCCCCCACAAAGCU